Messenger RNA from Daktulosphaira vitifoliae (grape phylloxera), 2612 nucleotides. Its product is annotated as filaggrin-like. The record is from RefSeq and is a predicted model, not a curated record. The coding region runs from base 339 to 1613 and encodes 424 amino acids. The transcript has 3 exons. NCBI's taxonomy places the organism in Eukaryota, Metazoa, Arthropoda, Insecta, Hemiptera, Phylloxeridae.
UCCAAUAGAGCAUUAAAUUGAUGUUUUUUCCAUAAAAAUACUCAAUUCAUUUGAUGAAUAAAUUAUUAUUCCGUACACAAACGAAUUGUUCAAGGAUCUUUAUGAUUUUUUUUCCCACUUCACCACUGAUACCUCACCCUGGAGAGGGUUAACUACUUUAUAUACGCUCGUGUCGAUCAUCGACCCAACAUACAGGAAAAAACUUCGUUGCAAAUAGUGAGCCAAAAUCGAAUAAAAUUAUUUUUCUUUAGAUUAAAAUCAUUGAAAAUUUAUUGGCCAAAUAAAUUACAUUUAGCGGAAUAUUUUUUUGUGAUUUCUUAAUACUUAUAAAAGUGAAAAUGAGUCGAUUAGUGAUCAUGGCAACCGCAAUAUUUCUAUCAAUCAUUGCGGUUGUGAUAAGCGAAAAAGUUGAAGCUCAGUACUUGAAUAAACAUGAUUCGCAAGAACAACGAGACUUGGAAAAAGUAGCGUCUGGUUAUAUUUAUCAAACAGAUGGGCAGAAUCCUCCUGUAUUUAUUAAACUUGGCGAAGGAAACAAUAAACAAUUCGAUGCUUUGUUGGAAAAUUUCAAAAGAAAAAACGGUUUUCAUGAUGCGCCAAGCUACAAAUCUGCACCGUACAUGCCCUUCGUGGGUCAUGAAAACCGUUACGCACCAGGUAAAAUUGAUUUAGGAAGUUAUGUCAAAAAUAAACCUUUUACUGAAACGGAUGGCAGACCGGACGAUCGGUUAGGCUUUAAAUUCGAGAUGGGAGACAUGGAUGACAUCGAGGCAUUUGUAGAUGGAGAAAAUGACGAAGGAGAAGGGCAUGGAUUUGACCACAGUAGUGGUGAGAUGAACUAUGGUUUUGACCACGGAGGAUCGUCGUUUAAGUACCAUCAUGAUGUGUCAGAUAUUGGUGGAGGUUUAAAAGGCGAACAAGGACAUCGGAACAUUGACUAUCAGGGUUAUGAUGGAGCUCCUUACACUCACAACGAAUAUAAAUCACCAGGAAAAAAUUCAAAAUCGGGAGGUUCGUAUCAAAAAGCUGGUCAUUACUAUACUCCAGGUAGCAAGGGCGAUAGUGGUUAUAAAGCUCAUCAUGACCACGACAGAGAAAAUGUAGGUAAAUAUGGAAAGGAUGACAUCAAAGGCCAUUACAAAAAAGCUUCUGGACACAGCUCAAGUCAUGUAGACGAAGCCGAUCAUUUUGGAAAACACCACAGUGCAACACACGGAAUGGUCGGCCAUAAGUUUGGUGAAACGGAAACUCAUAAAAAGGGGCAAUUGACAACUGGUUUCCAUAAUGUGUAUCACAAAGACGAAUACAACAAAGAACAAAAUUUCUACGAAGACGUGCACAAACAUGGCAAGCACGAUAAGUAUGGAGGAAAGCAUAAGGACUUUUUUCACAAAGACGGAGGAUAUAAAAAAGGUGGACACCAUGAAUCAGGGUAUGAUGAAGCACACAAGGGCACGUCGGGAUCGUUCAAUAAGGGAGGAUACUACGAUGGACAAAGAGGUCAUAGUGGUGAGUUUGGUCAUAAAUCUCAUCAAGAUCAUAAAGCUGAGUAUGACACAAUUUUGGAUAACAAGAAGUACGGUGAAAACUACGGAAGCGAUGACUUUUAUUAAAGAAAAAGUACACCAUCGAUAAAUAUCAAAAUGUUUCAUAAAUAUUCUGAAAACAUGUAUUACAGGGUGUUCAAUAAAUUUAGAAAUGCUCAAUUAAAUUACAAACAACUUUUUACCAAACACGUAGUUAAUUUUUUUAAAUAUUUCUCUCUUAGGGUGUAAAUGGUAAUUUUCGAAUAAUAUAAAGUAAGUGCAAAACUAAGAAGUAAUAUAACUACUUUUUUAAUUGGUUUAACGAUUACAGUUAUUUUCAAAAUUAAAGUACUAUUUAUCAUAAAUUAUUUAAAUCAAUUACAUUAAAAUUAUACCAUUUCUAAAUUUUUAAAUUCAAUUAUCUUGGAACCAAUUUUUUUGUUUCCUUAAUGCCUUUAGCUACAAACGCCUCAAUUAAAUAUACCUUUUGUGGUAAAAAUAAAAUACACUUAAUAUUUAUAGGAUAAAAUUUUACUCAUAGAAAAGUUGAGAGUUUCUAUUUUUAUUUAACAUCCUAUUAUGAUACGGCAGUCUUUAAAUACAUUUAACUAACCCGAACUUAUAUAUAGUAAAAAUAAAAAUAUUUCCAAGAAUCAUUUUUAUUUUAAACACAGUGGCAAGUGAUAAUAUACUAUACUAUAAACUAUCGUUGGUUUAGUAAAUAUUUCAAUCAGUAAAUUGUUUGUGUAUUUAUAUGUGUUAUAAGUUAUAAUCUUAUGAGGCAUAUAAACCAAAAAAAAACCAAAAUCAGUAUUAUAUACAACGAACAUAUUUAAGUUAUUUUGUUAAAUAACGAUAAUACAAUAAAAUAUAGUGUAAGAAUUUCAAAAUAUUAUUAAAAUUUUUGCUUCGUCUGUUUUUUGUUAAGGAAAAUGUCGGCGACCUAAACGAUAUUUAAUAUAACUUGAACACUUUUGAUCUUAAAAAUUUGAUAUAACCUGAAAAUAAAGAUACAUUAUAUCAAAGUUAUUGAAAUGUUAUUUUAAUAAUUUAUAAUACUGUAUAAUUCCGUUUUUAUAAUGAAUA